Messenger RNA from Synchiropus splendidus (mandarinfish), 1502 nucleotides. Its product is annotated as E3 ubiquitin/ISG15 ligase TRIM25-like. Lineage: Eukaryota; Metazoa; Chordata; Actinopteri; Syngnathiformes; Callionymidae. The coding region runs from base 1 to 534 and encodes 177 amino acids. The transcript has a single exon. The record is from RefSeq and is a predicted model, not a curated record.
AUGGAGGCCAGAGUUGAUCUGCAGAGAGAAUCCUUCUCCUGUUCCAUCUGUCUGGAUCUACUGAAGGAUCCAGUGGGUCUCCCCUGUGGACACAGCUUCUGUCAGGUCUGUGUUGAUGGUUACUGGGAGGAAAAGAACUUCUACCAGUGUCCUCAGUGCAGACGGACCUUCACCCCGAGGCCUCUUCUGCAGAAGAACAUCAUGUUAGCAGAGUUAGUGGAGGAGCUGAAGAAGACUGGACUCCAAGCUGCUGACCUCUGCUAUGCUGGACCUGAAGAUGUGGCCUGUGACUCCUGCACUGGGAGGAAGCUGAAAGCCCUCAAGUCCUGUCUGCUGUGUCUGACCUCUUACUGUGAGCAACACCUCCAGCCUCAUCUAGAAGCUCCGGCCUUCAGGAGACACAAGCUGGUCCAGCCGUCCAAGCAGCUCCAGGAGAUCCUCUGCCCUAAACACGAUGAGGAGAAGAUGUUCUGUCGUACUGAUCAGCAGGUCAUCUGUCUCCUCUGGUGGAGAGCACAAAAGUCAUUCAUGUAGCAGUCUCAUACAAGAACAUCAGCAGAUCAAGACAAGAAAGUAGAUUUGGAUAUAAUGACAAAUCUUGGUCUUUAUGGUGUCACGACUCUGGUUGUUCAUUCAUACACAACAGCAUCAUAACUGAAGUCUCCACAGCUCCACCCUCCAGAGUGGGAGUGUACCUGGAUCACUCUGCAGGUCUUCUGUCCUUCUACAGCGUCUCUGGAACCAUGACCCUCCUCCACAGAGUCCACACCACCUUCACUCAGCCUCUACACGCUGGAGUCUGGGUCUGGUCCUCCUCAUGUGAGAUCCUGAAGCUGAACUAGACAAGAGUGUGAGACUUGCUUUGGUCAUUGUGUGUUCAGAUUUCAGUCCAGCGAUGAUCUGUAUGUCACUUUAAAUGUGCAAAUACCUGAAGUUCGAUAUAUAAAAUGUCCUUGUGCAUGAUUUUCAUGUUGUGAUUAUUGUGAGUUUUCCCCCUAUUAUCUUUGGCUGCAUGUCUCUCUGGACAGUUCCAUGAAAUGCAUCUGACUGAGGUCAUCUCUCUGUGUUAUUGUGUGUUGCUGUGUCUUCUCUCUUGUGUAGACACUGUCAGUGGAUGUUGUGUCACUGUCAUGUGAAGUGAGAGGAAGCUGGACUGUGAACACAUCAGUGUGAGUCUCACAGAAGUGGAGGACGUGUGUUCAGGUGAUGGUGAGGAGGGUGUUGUGUUCAGCAGUCGGACAUGUUGUGCUGUGCACAGUAUUUUGGAUUUGAGGUACGUUCACAUGAAGCGCUUCAGUUUUAGCUUCAGAUAAUCUAGUUUUGAUGGAGCAAUGUUUCCCCUGGAUCUGAGCAGCAGCUUUCACACGUGUGGAGAAGAGUUGGAGGUUUGGAUGGAGCCAUGUGAGGGGACAUGAGUGGCACUGGAAUGAUGACUCAGAUACACAUGUGCAUGAAGAAUCUAGUGUGAAAAUGGUGAAUGGCAGCAGGAUCAGAAUGUACAU